Molecule: messenger RNA, 1305 nt
Organism: Canariomyces notabilis
Lineage: Eukaryota; Fungi; Ascomycota; Sordariomycetes; Sordariales; Chaetomiaceae
Exons: 3
Coding region: 1-1305 (434 amino acids)
Biological process (GO): TRAMP-dependent tRNA surveillance pathway; nuclear polyadenylation-dependent snRNA catabolic process; nuclear polyadenylation-dependent rRNA catabolic process
Cellular component (GO): TRAMP complex
Molecular function (GO): RNA binding
Source: RefSeq, a predicted model, not a curated record
AUGAGCUCCUACUUUGGCGAAUAUGGCGUCUACUCCGUCGCCGCCCUUGUUCUCGCGGGGCUCUGGGUCAAGCCGCUGGGUAUCUUGUGGCUCAUCAGUCUAUGUCUAGCGCGCAGAAAGGGUGAUCCAGCUCGAGUAGGUGUCACUUGGAUUAAAGUGGUGUAUCCAUUCUGGAUUAUAGCAUCGAUUGGUUAUGUUGUCGUAUUCGGGUUGAGGAUCUGGUACUACAUUUACCUCGACAACGACACGUUUACCUCGAAUUACAUCUACUACGUCCGGCAAGCUGAGGACCACAUAGCCGUGACGGCCGAGUUAUUCACUGGUCUCGCCGACAUCUUCCUGUUUAUAUCCUUCGUCGAACUCUCAAACGGCUUUCUGCUCUGUUUGAGCAACGGUGCCCAAUUCAUGCCAAGGCGCAAACAACUCCGCUACGUUAUCCUGGGAUGGGGGUUUGUUCUUUUUGCCCUGGUACUUUCAACCUUUGCAUUGGGUCAUUCAGUCACCGCACGGAGUUACGACAUGCAAAGAUCCUCAAGAUCAAACGUGAACGAAGCACAGUUGCUGCUGGACCUGCUGCACGGUAUCCGCCUGGACGGCGCCUGUCGCAUCCUCUUCUGGAUCACAUCCUUAGGAAUGGUUGCCCUUGCCUCGCAGGCCGUUCACAAACUCAGGGAAAACCCAGCCCUCCGCAAAACCGCCGUCCUGCUCCUUGUAGCCACCAUUCUCGACUCCGUUCGUCUCCUUGUUCGCAUGGCUAUCUAUGCCCACAACACGCUUCAGAAUCCCGAGCGCUAUAUUUUCCGCGGCAGCAUGGCCCCUAUAGAAGCCCUUUUGAUCGUCGAUCCCCUUUUCAACUAUCUGUUCAUGUUUAUCCUACUCGUGCUGCUCUUCACCCUCGGCGCGCGCAAGCAGGGGGGCCUCUGGUCGCAGGCGCAGCAAGGGUGGGGGAUGCCCACGGGCUUCGUCACCACCGCUCCGGCCUCAGGACCGCCCAUGGUUCCCAUCACGAGCUCGAGCAACGGUCUGCCCGCCUACCUGGCUGUCGCCCAGCAGAAGCAGCAGCAGGAUAUGGCAUGGCAACAGCAGCAACACCAGCAGCAGGAUAUGGCGUGGCAACAGCAACAGCAGUACCGGCAGCAGCAGCAGCAGCAGCAGUACCCUCAAAAUCAGCAGCAGCAGUACCCUCAGGGGCAAUACUAUUACCCGCCCCAACAACAACAGCAGUUUUCCAACCCUGAGUCGGGAAUGGUGGCGAAUGGCUUCCAGGCGCCCAGCCCCCCGGUCGAGGGAUAUGGGCAGAAAUAG